GAGCGCCUGCAGGAGCCGGCUACGGCAUGGAUGGGAAGAAAUGCAGCGUGUGGAUGUUCUUACCUCUUGUGUUCACCCUCUUUACCUCAGCUGGAUUAUGGAUAGUGUACUUCAUAGCAGUGGAAGACAAUAAAAUCAUCCCUCUGAGUGUGCCAGACAGGAAACCUGGCUCCAAGAGACCACCUUACAUAAGCAUUGCAGGGGACACCCCUCCAGCCAGCUGUGUCUUCAGCCAGGUGAUGAACAUGGCUGCAUUCCUAGCCCUGGUGAUGGCUGUGCUGCGCUUCAUCCAGCUGAAGCCCAAGGUGCUGAACCCCUGGCUGAACGUCAGUGGCCUGGUGGCCUUGUGCUUGGCCUCCUUUGGCAUGACCCUGCUUGGAAACUUCCAGCUCUCCAACGAUGAGGAGAUCCACAACGUGGGCACCUCACUGACCUUUGGCUUUGGCACCCUGGCAUGCUGGAUCCAGUCUGCCCUCACCCUCAAGAUCAACCUGAAGAAUGAGGGGCGGAAGGUUGGGAUCCCGCGAGUGGCACUGUCGGCCAGCAUCACCCUCUGCGUGGUGCUCUAUUUCAUCCUGAUGGCACAGGGCAUUCACAUGCACGCCUCCAGGAUCCAGUGGGGCCUGGUGAUGUGCUUCUUGUGCUACUUUGGCACCUUUGCAGUGGAGUUCAGGCACUACAGGUUUGAGAUUGUUUGCUCUGAGUACCAGGAGAACUUUCUGAGCUUCUCCGAGAGCUUGUCGGAAGCCUCCGAGUACCAGACAGACCAGGUGUAGGCUGUCCUCUGGCAGGGGGGGAGGGGGGCAA
This is a messenger RNA of Indicator indicator, 807 nucleotides long. RefSeq names its product transmembrane protein 150C (gene TMEM150C). Bases 27 to 776 code for a protein of 249 amino acids. The record is from RefSeq and is a predicted model, not a curated record. The transcript has 8 exons. Lineage: Eukaryota; Metazoa; Chordata; Aves; Piciformes; Indicatoridae.